GCUGGGGGCAGACAGGAGGUGGGAGAGGAAUAUUUCAGGCCUUACAUUUCACAUUUCUGGAAAUAGGCGGCAUUAUUGGAAAUAUAACGUGGAUUACUGAUUGAAGAAACCCCAGCGGCCCGGGCCCACGUCCGCGGUCUUGAGUUCAGUGAUUGGGAGGGCAAGAAGCACGUCGAUCGGGCUUCCAGCGAGGAACCAAGCCGCUGUGCUAUCGGAGUUCGUCAUGGGCGACAGUAGAGAUUCCCGCAGCCCUGACAGCUCGUCUGUGUCGUCCCCGCCCCCUGGCCAGCGCUCACCACCAUUGGCUCCCUCAGCCGCCGCCAUGACGUCGCUGCCACCAAUCACGUCGGCAGUGAACAGCCCCAUCAGCAGCAUGGGCUCCCCUUUCUCCGUCAUCAGCUCCUCCAUGGGCUCGCCCUGCCUGCCCGGAACACCCUCUAUUGGAUACGGACCCAUAAGCAGCCCGCAGAUGAGUAUCUAUUCAAGAAGUUCAGAGAUUAACUCCACAGUGUCCAUGUCGGGUCUGCACGCGGUGAGCAGCUCGGACGAUGUGAAGCCCCCGUACGGCCUGAAGCCGCUGGGAGGAGGCAGCCCCGGGGGGCCCAUGAUGUCCCAGAAACGCCUCUGUGCCAUCUGCGGAGACCGCUCCUCUGGUAAGCACUAUGGUGUGUACAGCUGUGAGGGCUGCAAGGGCUUCUUCAAGCGCACGGUGCGUAAGGACCUGAGCUACACCUGCCGCGACAACAAGGACUGCAUGGUGGACAAGCGCCAGCGCAACCGCUGCCAGUACUGCCGCUACCAGAAGUGCCUGGCCAUGGGCAUGAAGAGAGAAGUGGUCCAAGAUGAACGACAGCGAUCAGUGCAAGAGGAGCGCCAGCGGAAUAAGGAGCGGGACGGGGACGUGGAGUCCACCACCGCGGCCAACGAGGAGAUGCCCGUGGAGAAGAUUCUAGAAGCAGAGAUGGCCGUCGAGCAGAAGACGGAACUGCACGCCGACGGAACAUCAGGAGGCAGCUCUCCCAACGACCCAGUCACCAACAUCUGCCAGGCGGCCGACAAGCAGCUGUUCACGCUGGUGGAGUGGGCCAAGAGGAUCCCACACUUCUCAGAACUGGCCUUGGACGACCAGGUCAUACUGCUGAGAGCAGGUUGGAAUGAGCUCCUUAUCGCCUCCUUCUCUCAUCGCUCCAUCAGUGUGAAGGAUGGCAUCCUGCUGGCCACCGGCCUCCACGUGCAUCGCAACAGCGCACACAGCGCCGGCGUUGGGGCCAUCUUCGACAGGGAGAAUGCGCACAAUGCAGAGGUUCGGGCCAUAUUCGACAGGGUGCUGACAGAGCUGGUGAGUAAGAUGCGCGACAUGCAGAUGGACAAGACUGAGCUGGGCUGUCUGCGCGCCAUCAUCCUCUUCAACCCAGAUGCAAAGGGCUUGUCCAAUCCCAGUGAAGUAGAGCUGUUGAGAGAGAAGGUGUACGCAUCCCUGGAGGCCUACUGCAAACAGAGAUACCCUGAGCAGCAGGGCAGGUUUGCCAAGCUCCUCCUCCGCCUGCCAGCGCUGCGCUCCAUUGGCCUGAAGUGUCUGGAGCACCUGUUCUUCUUCAAGCUGAUUGGUGACACCCCCAUUGACACCUUCCUGAUGGAGAUGCUGGAGGCCCCUCAUCAGCUCACCUAAAAGAAAACACACACACACACACACACACACACACACACACACACACGCGCGCGCAUACACACACACGCACACACACACACCUGGACGGACGGAUGACGGGUGGGACUUAAGCCGUAUCAGGCUCCACCCACACACACACCCACCCACCUUCUCUCCUCCUCUUCCUCCUCCUCCUCCUCUUCCUCCUCUUCCUACAUGACACCAGAGCUCACCUGGCUUCCACUCAGCCCAGCGUGGCGUGGACCUUGACUAGGCCCCUGCUGCAAAACAUAAAUGAGUUUCACACUCACCCCCCACCACCACCACCCUCCACACUUCUCUCCUCUCCUCUCUUCUUCUCUCAUCUCUUCUCCUCCCCUCUCCUCUCAUCUCUUCUCCUCUCCUCUCCUCUCCUCUCCUCUCCUCUCCUCUCCUCUCCUCUCCUCUCCUCUCCUCUAUUCUCCUCUCCUCUCCUCUCCUCUAUUCUCCUCUAUUCUCCUCUCCUGAAUCUCUUCCUCUGCAUCUUUUCUCGUCCCUCUUCCCCCUUUGCCCUCCUCCUCUCCUGUUUGUCCUCUAUAAUCCACAAGUUGGUAUUGCACCCACAGACAAAGACCCAACACUGUCUGAAAAAAAGAGGCAAUAGGCGGUGACAAAAAAAAAUUAGGAACACUUUGGUUCUUUUUUCCUCCUGAACUAUGAAAUAGUUUGUGAAGUUUAAUGCACACAGAAAAAAAAUCUCUUUUCUUUUUCUAUUAUUUGUCAAGAAUGUAUGUAGUUCCAAGUACACCUGUAACUUUGCUUCA
Molecule: messenger RNA, 2451 nt
Organism: Engraulis encrasicolus (European anchovy)
Lineage: Eukaryota; Metazoa; Chordata; Actinopteri; Clupeiformes; Engraulidae
Gene: rxrba
Product: retinoid x receptor, beta a
Exons: 14
Coding region: 224-1669 (481 amino acids)
Biological process (GO): regulation of transcription by RNA polymerase II; cell differentiation; anatomical structure development
Cellular component (GO): nucleus
Molecular function (GO): retinoic acid-responsive element binding; nuclear steroid receptor activity; nuclear receptor activity
Source: RefSeq, a predicted model, not a curated record